AUGUGGUACCUGCUCAUAGUAUUUAUCUUCACAGUACAUGGAACCCAUGGUUGUGUGAUGACCAGUCCAGACCAGAAGGUUAAUGUUGGGACAGAUGCCCAUUUGUCGUGUAAUUUCUGUCAAUGUCCUGGACCUCUGGAUGUCAUGUCUCUUAGCGUGGAGUGGGAAUUCAAGGAUAUCUCCUCUGAGCCAAAAAUAAUCCUCUACUACAUCAGAAAUCGAACUGUACCACUCCCUGGUGUAUUUUUUCAGGGAGAUGUCAAAUUAGGAAGUUUUGAUAUGCAUCUCUCAUCCGUGACCCAUGAGAACAAUGGGACGUAUUUGUGUAGAUUGCGUCUCAAUGGCAGUUUUCACACGAAUCAAACACACCUCAUUGUGCAAUCAGUACUGACCAGGAAAAACAGUCCAGGUGUGAAUCGUCUGCAGGCACAUCCUCCCUGGUGGCUGCCCCUGGCGUCAGUGUCUGGGUUUGUGUUACUAAUUGGAACCGUGUUUUUGGGGAGGAAGGCUUGCAGAUCAACCCAAAGAGAAAACAACUCAAAGCAAAAAAUAGAAGAGGUUAAAACCAACACUGACAAUGAAGACAAGAGAAUGGCAUACAAGGUGGGAUACAGCUCUAUGCCUGAUCUGGCAGACGUGAACAGUCCUCCCAGCAGUCCAGAUAACAUCUAUGUUACCAUGCAUGGUUUCCCAUUUGCACCAGAUACUCCUGUCACAGCUGGACGCAGCAGACGUCUUCCCUCUGACUGGGAGCCGAAGGAUGAGGAUCCCAUAUAUGUCCACUGCCACCAAGAUUUAUCAAUCAGAUCAUGUCGCUUAAAAGAUGAGACACAAAAUAACUGAUUAUUUAAAUGAAUGAGAGUAAAAGUCAUCUGUAUUGUCAGAUAUGUAUAAUAUAGUCCCCCACAGGCCUGUUUACAUUUCUUGUUUCUUCAGUACUCACCAACUGAGUAUACAUUAUCCCUCAUGAUAAAUCUGUGUUCAUCU
This is a messenger RNA of Sinocyclocheilus rhinocerous, 987 nucleotides long. RefSeq lists its product as uncharacterized. The record is from RefSeq and is a predicted model, not a curated record. The coding region runs from base 1 to 843 and encodes 280 amino acids. The transcript has 7 exons. NCBI's taxonomy places the organism in Eukaryota, Metazoa, Chordata, Actinopteri, Cypriniformes, Cyprinidae.